Messenger RNA from Guillardia theta CCMP2712, 516 nucleotides. RefSeq lists its product as hypothetical. Gene Ontology annotation, biological process: protein deubiquitination. The annotation marks the transcript as partial. Gene Ontology annotation, molecular function: cysteine-type deubiquitinase activity; cysteine-type endopeptidase activity. The record is from RefSeq and is a predicted model, not a curated record. Gene Ontology annotation, cellular component: cytosol; nucleus. The transcript has 2 exons. Lineage: Eukaryota; Cryptophyceae; Pyrenomonadales; Geminigeraceae.
UACUUGUGCGAAGCCGCAAAUCGAAAAGUAGACGCUGUGAAGCGAAUUUGUAUCAAGGAGCUUCCCAAUACCCUGAUAUUGCAUUUGAAACGUUUUGAGUUUGAUCUUGACUUUAUGAAAAAAGUCAAGGUGAACGACUGUUGUGAAUUCCCUCUUACUCUAGAGAUGGAUCCAUAUACCAUACAGGGGAUUGAAAGGCGGGAAAAGAUGGAAGGGGAUGAUGAAUCGCUUUAUGACUUGGUAGGAGUUUUGGUACACACUGGUACAGCUGACUCGGGACAUUACUACAGCUACAUCAAGGAAAGAAAACCAGUUUCCCUCGACGGAGACAAUGAUUCCGCAAAGUGGUAUUUGUUCAAUGAUACUAAUGUCGAGUUGUUUGAUGAAAAGGACAUCGGUCCUGCAUGCUAUGGUGGUAGUGAAUGCAUACAGCAACUUGAUCCGAUGGACUCUUCGCGGUCACAUACUAAGCUGGUCUCACGUACGUACAGCGCAUACAUGCUUUUUUACGAGAAA